Messenger RNA from Anthostomella pinea, 654 nucleotides. The record is from the annotation of a GenBank genome assembly. NCBI's taxonomy places the organism in Eukaryota, Fungi, Ascomycota, Sordariomycetes, Xylariales, Xylariaceae.
AUGUCGCCCUCUGCGUUCACCGCUGCAAAUCAGCAAAUCUAUCUACCAGCAGACCAUGUCAACAUACCUACCUUAGAUUACCAUAAUAUCUGCGAUCCCGAGAAGAAAGUGAACAUGCCGUACCAUCACCUGAAGAACCAACAGCACCUGGAAUUCCAGCUGUACCUCGUCAUCCUCGAGAACCGGGGCCACACCGAACAGUAUUGGACCUUCGCGAUUGGCGGCCCCGCAGAAGCCCCCAACGGCCCCAUGGCCUUCCCCCAGCUCAUCGAUGGGCGCUGGCAGUACGCCGACGCGGACCUCAACGCGCUGACCAUCGUCGUCCAGUGCCACAUUGCCGACCUCAGCGACGGCGCCAGCCUGGGAGGCCUGCUCCACGACAUGGGUCGAGCCCGGCUGCCUGAGCCGCAGGAGGACAGGCACAGGCACUACAGCUCCCGGGAGAACGUCCUGGGCGUGCUCCGGCUGUUCGAUGAGGGGGAGGGCGAGAAGGAGCGGGACGGGUUGUUUGAUUCUGUUGAGGAGACCAUGGAAGCCGCCGCGCAUGCUGCAAGGGCUCACAGAACCUCCCUUGGACAGAGGGUGACUGCAGGAUUGUCGGGAAGGUGGGGAGUUGUGAGGUCGAUGGGUGCGAGAUUCGCCGCAGGGACGUGA